CACAGCAGUCCUGAAGAAGAGGCUGAGGGGCCAGCAUGGUGAAGUUCGCACCCCUGUCCGUGCCCUGGGAGCGCAGGCUGCAGACCCUUGCAGUCCUGCAGUGGGUCCUCUCCUUCUUGACCUUGGCCCAGACCAGCAUCAUGAUCUUCAUAGGCCUCCUCUUCACAAGAUUCUGGCUCAUCAGCGUCCUAUACUCAGUCUGGUGGUACCUCGACCGGGACACACCCAGCAGGGGGGGCAGAUCCCGUGAUUUCGGAAGGCGUAACAUCAUUUGGAAUUACAUGAGGGAUUAUUUCCCUAUCUCGCUGAUCAAGACUGCUGAACUGGACCCCUCCCGGAACUACCUCGCCGCCUUCCACCCCCACGGAGUCCUGGCCACGGGAGCCUUUAUCAAUCUGUGCACGGAGAGCACCGGCUUUUCUUCCAAGUUCCCUGGCAUCUGCUCCCACCUGAUGAUGCUGAACGUGUGGUUCCGGAUCCCCUUCUUCAGGGAUUACAUUAUGUUGGCGGGGCUGGUGGCAUCAGACAAGGAGAGCGCGGCCCAUAUUCUGAACAAGAAAGGUGGUGGAAACCUGCUGACCAUCAUUAUAGGGGGUGCCCAGGAGGCUCUGGAUGCCAGGCCUGGAAACUACGCGCUGCUGCUGAAAAACCGCAAGGGUUUUAUCAAGCUCGCCCUGAUACACGGGGUGCCUCUUGUGCCAAUCUACUCCUUUGGAGAGAACAACCUAUAUGACCAGGUAGAGAAUGCUCCAGGCUCCUACCUGCGCUGGAUCCAGAACCGGCUGCAGAAGGUCAUGAGCAUCUCCCUCCCCCUCUUCCAUGGCCGUGGUGUCUUCCAGUACAGCUUCGGUCUUAUACCUUACCGCCAGCCCAUCAACACCGUGGUGGGGAAGCCCAUUGAGGUGCAGAAGACCCCAAAUCCAUCACAGGAGCAGGUGGACCAGCUACACCAGCAGUAUAUCAAAGAGUUGUACGACCUCUUUGAAGCCCACAAGCUCAAGUAUAACGUCCCCACCGACAAACAUUUGGAGUUCUACUGACUGCCUCCCAGAGCAGGGGCUGCCCCGGAAGGCAGAGUUGGCCAGAGGAAGUCCAGUAAGAGGCACUGUGAUCUGAGAAGGCUUCCUGGAGGUAUCUGUUGAACAGGUCUCCAGAGCUUCCCCAGAUUCCUCCAAAACCACCCCCCUCUGGAUUCCAAGUCUCUCUGGCAUCAUGACAGGAGUCCAAACACUGGCCCUGAGAUUGGCACUCCUACUGCAAUGACUCUGCUAGUCCCUCUCUCCUUGGUCUGCUCCCCUGUGAUGCUGAAGAGAGCACUGGAACAGAAAGACAUUGGGGUCUUAGUCCUUUGGCUUAAUGUCACCCAAUAAGCAGGGAAAAGAACAGCAAACCAUUACUAGAUUCUUCUUCCUCUACCUUGAGUGAUGGCACAGAAGAAGCCACCAGCUCUGUUCCCACAAGCUCCCCCAUCCUGCACCCUGGACAUCCCAUUUCCUCUCCCCCAUGAAACUCCUACAACCCCCUCCACCAGCAUCAUUGAAUUUCUGGGUCCUCUGAGCUAUGGAGUGGCAGCAAGAGGGGCCCCAAAGGUAG
Molecule: messenger RNA, 1593 nt
Organism: Talpa occidentalis (Iberian mole)
Lineage: Eukaryota; Metazoa; Chordata; Mammalia; Eulipotyphla; Talpidae
Gene: MOGAT2
Product: monoacylglycerol O-acyltransferase 2
Exons: 6
Coding region: 36-1040 (334 amino acids)
Biological process (GO): triglyceride biosynthetic process; diacylglycerol biosynthetic process
Cellular component (GO): endoplasmic reticulum membrane
Molecular function (GO): diacylglycerol O-acyltransferase activity; 2-acylglycerol O-acyltransferase activity
Source: RefSeq, a predicted model, not a curated record